This is a messenger RNA of Toxotes jaculatrix (banded archerfish), 3139 nucleotides long. It is a transcript of the gene ak4, whose product is annotated as adenylate kinase 4. NCBI's taxonomy places the organism in Eukaryota, Metazoa, Chordata, Actinopteri, Toxotidae. The record is from RefSeq and is a predicted model, not a curated record. The transcript has 5 exons. Bases 383 to 1063 code for a protein of 226 amino acids. Gene Ontology annotation, biological process: nucleobase-containing compound metabolic process. Gene Ontology annotation, molecular function: AMP kinase activity; nucleoside diphosphate kinase activity; ATP binding. Gene Ontology annotation, cellular component: cytoplasm; mitochondrion.
GAGACUCCCUCAUUCAUUCGCAGAGAAAAGUCUCCGUUCUUAAGGACGCAGACGAGCUUCAUGUAUCUAUAAGAGAGCUGAAAGAAAAAAGGAAAACGGCGUUUUGACUUGAUCCGAGUCACAGAGCAGGAUAUCCCCAAUGUGUGCAGAGAGCAGGGCUCUGCGUGAGGAGUCGCAGACGCCAGAGAUAGGCUGAAAUUUACAUUGGCAAGACUAGUUUAUAAGCCAUUCUGGCUUUGGACCCGUUAGACCUUUCAUGCGUGCAGCUGAUAAGGAGUUUAAUCAGAAGCUAAUUUACUUCAGUCGCUCGUACAAAAACAGGAAAAACUAACACUGGUGAAUCCCACAGCUUUUACAGUACCAGCCCUUUUUUGAGGAAGACAUGGCUAAGUUAUUCCGAGCUGCUAUCAUGGGUCCACCAGGAUCAGGGAAAGGAACGAUUUCCAAGAGGAUUGCGCAAAGCUUUGGCCUGCAAUAUUUGUCCAGUGGUCACUACCUACGAGAGAGCAUAGCGGCAAAUACAGAGGCAGGUGUGCUGGUGAAGACCUAUGUAGAGAGAGGCAUGCUGGUGCCUGACCAUGUGAUGACCAGACUGAUGCUGCCCAGACUGGAACAACUGAGUGACCACAGCUGGCUGCUGGAUGGUUUUCCUCGGACUCUGGCGCAGGCCCUGGCCUUGAACAAUUUGUAUCAGCUCGACUUGGUUAUCAGCCUCAAUAUACCCUACGAGACUCUGAGAGAGAGACUGAGUGACCGCUGGAUCCAUCCAGCCAGCGGUAGAGUCUACAACAUGGGCUUCAACCCACCACGAGUGCAGGGUAAGGAUGACAUCACUGGGGAGCCACUGAUUCAGCAUGAUGAUGACAAACCAGAAGCCCUGAUGGCCAGACUGAGGCACUACAAGGAUGUGGCCAAGCCUGUCAUAGACUUAUACAAGUCACAGGGAGUCCUGCACUCAUUUUCUGGUACAGAGACAGACCGGAUUUGGCCUUACAUCAACUCUCUCCUCAGCACCAAGAUGCACGCACAGCCAUCAGACGCCUGCCAAACCCAGACGCCCUGACAGUACUCUGACAGAAAAGACCACAGGGAAACAUCCAGAGGCUGUCAGAGGAAGUGGGUUUAUGUUUCUACAUUCUGGCCAUGGUGUCAGAUUUCAUCUUCCUCAUUAAUGGGGGGGGGGGGGGGUUAGAGAAAUGGAAUUGGACUCUGAUCUAAACUGUACAAAGCCAACAUGUUUGCGAUUCAAUCAGCAGUUGGUUUUUCAAAUAUAAGAGAUUUAUACUGUAGAUUGUGUUAAAUUCCACAUUAUCAGUGAAACGUCCAGAUUCUUCAAGGCAAUGUCAAAACUAAUAACAUUUGUAAUUUUACAUAAACACUCAUUAUCUAGCAAUUCUUUACACAUUUGAUUUUUGUUGUUUCUGAAACUGAGGAGUUGCAAUUUUACUGAGUAGAAUACGCACAACAAAGUCAUUUUUUAUAAAGUUUGUUCUAACUGUAGCUUUAAGUUACUGAUUAAUUGAGAGCAAUAGUGACACUGUAUUAUGUUGUAUAAAACCAAAAUCAGUCUCUUUUUUUUUCUCAGAAAACUGAAACUUUUGCAAGUCUGUGAGCAGUAUAUAAUGCCAACAAGCCAGCUGUUACAUAUGUAAAACUAUCCUGCAGAACCAGUUUAUAAUUCUUUGGCUUUAUCAGCUCAGUAUUUCUAGAUUAUGUCCAUUAAUUGCCUAAACAAUGCACUGUGUAAACUUCUAUUCUUUACCUAUGUGCUGGAAUGCUGCACAGUUGUAUGCAAGUGUGCUUGGGCUGGUGCUGUACUGGUACACAAAGCCCUCACAGUCACUCUACAGCACACUCUGUGGCUGGGAUGAAGACCAAUGCACAGAUUAUAAAGUGCCUUCAAUGUUGUUACAUUCCUUUAUAUAUACUAUAAGGUUGGCUUGAAAUUUUGAUCUUAUCAUAUCAUGACAUUAUUGUUAGAACGUAAUGUUUGUGCAGUGUGUGUUCAAUUUUGAAAAAACUGCUGGAUUAGUAAGUAAUGGGUCACGUUUAUGAUUCUCACAAGGUCAUAUUUGUAAAGGUCUUAUAUUUCAGAUUGUUUGAAUGUAUAAAUCAUUGUUGCAGGGUGAAAAAUUUGUAAAAUGAAUAACUUUUUCAGUUUUGUAUUUUUCUAAAUGAUUAUUUAAGACUCAUAAUAAUUACUUACAAUACAGAAUAGCUAAUGAUCCAUUAUUUGAAGUUAAAAAUGAUCAACCACGUUAAAGAUAAUGCACAAAAUAGCACAAAAUGUGAGUUUCCAUUUUACAAUAACACAAGCACACUAGUAACCAACAUGUGCAAUAAAGAUCAGUGGAUAAGUUUGAAUUGCUGAAUUGUUUUCCAACUCUGUCAAUGCUGGCCCUGCAGAUCUGAAAAUUUCACCUUCAUUCAGUUUAUAAAUAGAAACAUACACUAAUUCAGUGUUUGGCCAUAGGUUACACAGCACAUGCAACAAAAAAAAGAAAGAAAAAGAAGCCAUUUCCUUUAUGAGGAUAAAACUGCCCUGUCAGUGUGUUUUUCAAUCAGAGAAGACUUUUUUUCAAUCUAGUCUCAUUUGUAGUUUCAAGUAUUUUUUAAUGGUGAUUUGUUGUUUGUUUUUAUUUUCCUUAGCUGGGGUCCGAGGGUCAUGGGUGUUGGGUGUUGUACAGAUUGUAAAGCCCUUUGGGACAAUUUUAAGUUGACUUGACUAUCAUACUGCAGAAGGAAGACCAAAGAAGAAAAAAUCACUGACUCUUUCACUGAUUCAAAUUUGUUGCUUGGGUGACAACUGGAUAAGAUGUGUAUGCAAAGUGCCAGCAGUGUGCCUGUCCUUCUCUCAGUGUCUUCGGCAGCAAUCGUCUGUAAUUGUUUGUUUGAUAAAGUAGAAACAUGAAUAUAGAGUCUGUAGAAAGCAACUGAUUUACACUUUGGUUUUUGUUGUGGGGCUCAGCUUGCUCAAUCUGUGUUGCUGAAUGAAUGGGUGUGGUGUGAGUGUUGAGUUGUACAUGACCGUGCCCCACUGCUGUUGUGUAACACCACAGUGGAUUUUUUUCUUCCUUAUUUUUAUACCAUGCUGUCCAAACAAAUUACAUCCCAAGAAUAAUAAAACUAUUUUCUCAUG